GAAAUUUUUGAAUGUGAGUAAAGGCUUGGCAAUGUUGCAUCAGGAAUCUAACCUAAUACAUAACAAACGUCACUGUCACAGUUCGCAAUUUUGUAGGUUGAUGAUUUAAUCUGAAGGGCAAAAUGCUGAAGCCAAGCACUGUAUCCGGAUAUUUCCGUGCCACCAGCCAAGUGGUGAGCAACCAGUUGAAUGUGUCCAACAAUGCAGCAAUUUUGCCCAAGAAGAAGGUAGCUCACAUUCCCUUCCAGGGAACUUCUGCUCUUUCUUUAGCCAAAACGCUACCCAAUGCUAACUUGUCAGUAUCUUGCGGCCCCGCUGCCUCACUCCAAGUCAGAUGGGCACACACUGACAUUACGGUACCAAACUUCGACAACUAUCGCAGAAAUUCGACGAAAGAUCCUACGCGAAAGGCCUCAGAAACUGAGGAUACGAGAAAGAACUUCACCUAUCUGCUUGCUGGCGGUUUAGGGGCUGCUUCUGUUUAUGGAACUAAAAACAUUGUGACCUAUUUCAUCAGCUCAAUGAGCGCUUCCGCUGAUGUAUUAGCUUUGGCUAAAAUCGAAGUCAAGUUGGGUGAUAUUCCCGAAGGGAAAUCCGUUACCUUCAAAUGGAGAGGCAAACCUCUGUUUAUUCGGCACAGAACUGCAGAUGAAAUCGCCGCAGAACGAGCCGUUCCCGUAGAAUCUCUUCGGGAUCCUCAACAUGACAAUGAUCGUAUUCAAAAGCCCGAAUGGCUUGUCGUAUUGGGGGUUUGCACCCAUUUGGGUUGUGUGCCCAUUGCCAACUCUGGCGAUUUUGGGGGCUAUUAUUGUCCUUGCCAUGGCUCUCAUUACGAUGCCUCUGGCAGAAUCAGGAAAGGCCCUGCGCCCCUCAACUUGGAAGUCCCUUACUAUGAGUUCGCAGCUGAAGAUACUUUAGUUGUGGGUUAAAGCGAAUAUUACCAGUUAUUCAUUGAAAUUCUGAUUUUGGUUCAGGCCCUUCUAAUAUAAGGUUAAUCAGUGUUUAUUCUUAGCGCGCCUAUUGGCCACUAGAAAAAAUUAAAACUUAGGAACCAAAACUACCAUUUUUAUGAAUAUUUAAAUAUGCGUGUUUCUAAAUCAAUUUUCGUGUUAAAACCAACUUAUUUAUGAUUAAAAUGCAGUGAGCCUGUACAUGUUUGAGUUUUAUGUGAUAAGUCCGAUAGUAACAGAUAUUUGCAGUGUAAUCCCGACACCCACAAACAGUAAAGCAACAGUGAACUGUAUAUAAAAUUUGUUUUAAAUAAAGCAAAUAAAAAUA
This is a messenger RNA of Dendroctonus ponderosae (mountain pine beetle), 1278 nucleotides long. RefSeq names its product cytochrome b-c1 complex subunit Rieske, mitochondrial. Gene Ontology annotation, biological process: mitochondrial electron transport, ubiquinol to cytochrome c. The coding region runs from base 123 to 929 and encodes 268 amino acids. The transcript is spliced from 4 exons. Lineage: Eukaryota; Metazoa; Arthropoda; Insecta; Coleoptera; Curculionidae. Gene Ontology annotation, molecular function: 2 iron, 2 sulfur cluster binding; quinol-cytochrome-c reductase activity. Gene Ontology annotation, cellular component: membrane. The record is from RefSeq and is a predicted model, not a curated record.